Molecule: messenger RNA, 2956 nt
Organism: Cutaneotrichosporon oleaginosum
Lineage: Eukaryota; Fungi; Basidiomycota; Tremellomycetes; Trichosporonales; Trichosporonaceae
Biological process (GO): intracellular protein transport; intra-Golgi vesicle-mediated transport; protein secretion
Cellular component (GO): endoplasmic reticulum-Golgi intermediate compartment; COPI vesicle coat; Golgi membrane
Molecular function (GO): structural molecule activity
Source: RefSeq, a predicted model, not a curated record
UGACGACGUGUGGACGCUCGACGCUAGCACAGACACUCUCUUCAACGUCGUCAAGCCCUCCUCCUCCGCCCCGCCUCUCCUAGCACCCCUCUCCCCCUCCUCUCUCCCACUCCCGACCCUAUAAAGCGCGCCCCGACCGCCAUUCAAAACCCCCGCUGCCAUGUCCUCCUUUAAGAAGGACGACGAGGCAGGCGUCAUGUCAUUCCACCAUGACAAGAGCACCGUCCUGCAAGAGGCGCGCGUCUUCAACGAGUCGCCCAUCUCGCCGCGCAAAUGCCGUGCUCUCCUCACCCGCAUCGUCUACCUCCUCUAUGUCGGCGAGACAUUUUCCACCCACGAGGCCACUACCCUCUUCUUCGGCGUGACCAAGCUCUUCCAGCACAAGGAUACCGCGUUGCGACAGAUGGUCUACCUUGUUAUCAAGGAGCUGUCCAGCAUCGCCGAGGACGUGAUCAUGGUCACGUCGUCAAUCAUGAAGGACAUGCAGCCAAACCUCGAGGUUGUGUACCGGCCGAACGCGAUCCGCGCACUGGCGCGCAUCAUCGACGCGCAGACAGUGCAGUCGUUUGAGCGCUUCUUCAAGUCGGCGCUGGUCGACCGGUCGCCGCCCGUGUCUUCUGCAUCCAUCACCUCGGCAUACCACCUCUUCCCCAUCGCCGGCGGCGUCAUCAAGCGCUGGAGCAACGAGGCGCAGGAGGCUGUCAAUGCCAAGGCCGUCUCAUCGUCGUCAUACACGCCCUCGAUGGCCGCGGCGUACAUCUCGGGCGGCGGCUCCAACGGGUAUCAGAGCGUGUCCAGCUCGAGCUACAUCAUGCAGUACCACGCGCUCGGCCUGCUCUACCUCAUGCGCGAGAAGGACCGCAUGGCCGUCACCAAGAUGGUGCAGCAGUUUGGCGCGGGCAAGUCGGCCACGGUCGUGCGUAACCCCAUGGCUAUCUGCAUGCUCGUCCGCUUCGCACGCAAGAUCAUGGACGAGGACCCCAACGUCCAGAAGCAGAUGCACGAGUAUCUCGAGGGCCUUCUGCGCCACAAGUCGGACAUGGUCAACAUCGAGGCCGCGCGCGCCAUUUGCGAGAUGCGCAGCGUCACCAGCGCCGAGCUGUACCGCCCCGUCGCCGUGCUCCAGCUCUUCCUCUCGUCGCCCAAGCCCGUGCUCAAGUUUGCUGCUGUCAAAACGCUCAGCAAGCUGGCACAGACUCACCCCGACGCCGUGACCAGCUGCAACCUCGAUCUCGAGAACCUCAUCUCGGACUCGAACCGCAGCAUCGCGACGUACGCCAUCACGACGCUGCUCAAGACGGGCAACGAGGCGAGCGUCGACCGCUUGAUGAAGCAGAUCUCGUCGUUCAUGACCGACAUCACGGACGAGUUCAAGAUCAUUGUCGUCGACGCCAUCCGCUCGCUCUGCCUCAAGUUCCCCACCAAGCAGGCUGUCAUGCUCACCUUCCUCUCCGGCGUCCUGCGCGACGAAGGCGGCUACGACUUCAAGCUCGCCGUCGUCGACGCCAUCUUCGACAUGAUCAAGUACAUCCAGGACUCGCGCGAGGCCGCCCUCUCCCACUUGUGCGAGUUCAUCGAGGACUGCGAGUUCACCAAGCUGUCGGUGCGCAUCCUCCACCUCCUCGGCAUCGAGGGCCCCAAGACGCGCAACCCCACAAAGUACAUCCGCUACAUCUACAACCGUGUGGUGCUUGAGAACGCCGUUGUGCGCGCGGCUGCCGUGUCGUCGCUCGCCAAGUUUGGGGUGUCGGCCAACGACACGACGGUGGUCAAGAGCAUCGGUGUCCUUCUCCGCCGCUGCCUUGACGACGUGGACGACGAGGUCCGCGACCGCGCCGCCAUGUACCUCAAGGUGAUCGAGGACAAGCAGCUUGCCGACGCCUAUGUGCGCGAGGAAGCUGUGUGGUCGCUAAGCGCCCUGGAGAGCUCGCUUCUGUCGUACAUCAAGGACGACAGCAAGCACGCGCAGGCUUUCGAUGUCGCGUCAGUGCCCAAGAUCAGCCGCGACCAGGCGGCCGCCGAGGUCUCGCAGAGGCCAUCAGCGCUCCAGACGAUUGCUUCGAGCUCGGCCGCGCCAGCCCAGUCCUCGACCCCGCAGCCCACCGCAGCCGAGACUGCGUCCAGCUACGCCGAGCAGCUGGCCGCAGUGCCCGAGUUUGCGAGCUACGGUCCUGUGCUCAAGUCGUCGGUCAAGCCUGUCGAGCUCACCGAAAGUGAGACCGAGUACGCCGUGUCGGCCGUCAAGCACAUUUUCAAGGAACACAUCGUGUUCCAGUUCAACGCGGCCAACACGAUCCCCGACACGGUGCUCGAGCAGGUGUCGGUUAUCAUGGUGCCGGCCGAGGAGGAGACGGGCCUCACCGAGGACUUUAUCAUCCCCGUGCCGUCGCUGACAACGUCGACGGGCGCCGGGCAGGUGUAUGUCUCGUUCACGCGCGACGAUCCGGCCGAGUACCAGACCGCGACGUACAGCUGCACGCUCAAGUUUGUGUCGAAGGAGGUGGACCCGACGAGCGGGGAGCCCGAAGAGGAGGGCUACGACGACGAGUACCAAGUCGAAGACUUGGACCUGGGCGCGGGCGACUACAUCGUGCCGACGUACGUGACGUUCGCGAGCGAGUGGGACAAGCUCGCGACGGCGCCGAGCGUGACCGAGUCGUUUGCGCUGUCCGGCUCCGAGUCGCUGCGCGACGCCGUCAAAAGCCUCAUCGAAGUGCUCAACAUGGAGGCGCUGGGCGGCACCGAGGCGCCGACGUCGACGUCGGUCCACACGCUCAAUAUGAGCGGCAUGGUAGCCGGCGGCGGCGGCAAGGUGCUCGCGCGCUGCCGCAUGACUUAUGCGUCGGGGCAGGGCGUCACCCUCGAAUUGGCGGUGCGCGCGGAGAAGGAGGAGGCGACACGGCUCGUCAUGGCUGCUAUUUAGCUGUUUGUAGGAAUGCACGUUAGAUUUCGGGUG